UCUAUUAGUUGUCAUUUUCUUUGUCAAAAAUACUGUUGCAAAUUGUGGUUUCAACUUGUUUAGUACUGAUGCACUCCAAUGCUCAUAAAGUGAUUCAAACUAUCUUUGUGAUCUUGUAUAUUUUAAUAGUAUUCAAAUCCAGCUACGAUUGGUUAUCUAUUGAAUGUCGAAUGACUAGAAUCAGUUUCAAACUGGUUUAAUGCACAUUAAAAGCACUAGUAUAGGAAGGCCUUUAGUGUUGUUGUUCUUUGUAAAAUUAAUGGUUGUUUUGUGAAGAGUUAUAGUAACUGUUAUUUUUUGGGACAAAAGUCAAGUUUAGAAUUGUCUGCAAGAAGAGCUUUUAUCAUAAAUUUGAAAUGGCAAGCAACUUUACAUUUACUGGUGAUUUUAACGUGCCCGCAGUAACAGUAAUUUUUACUUUUGAGGUGAUACUAGCUCUGACAUGUUUUUGUUAGUGUUAUUAUUAGGCCACUCUAAUUAAAUUCAUAGUUUCCCAUUUUGUAGGGCUAUUUUAUCUGUAUAUACCGUUUGAAGGGCCUCUGACUGCAUUCAAUAUUGUAAUUUUGUUAAAAUAAUGAAGCUGAUAGAAGUGUGUGUUUCAAGGCAAUGAAAAGCAACUAACCUUUAUAUUGGAAGAUUCAGUGUUUAUAUUUUUGUACUACCAUUUACCACUGGUUAUUGACAGCAUUAUCACACAUGCAUACAGUAAUUAACACUAAAUGGUACAUUGAAGCAAGAUUAGUUGAUGGAUGUCCUCUUAAUUGUAGGUAUAUAUUGCAUUACUAAUGUACUGUAUUAGAGGGAGUACAUAUUUCUUUUAAUUUCCUGUUAUCAUAAACAUGUAAAAUUUGCUGAUAAGACUAUUGUAAAUGUCAAGAUAGCAAUGGAAGAUAACUAUACCUUAACUGAUCAGUUCAGUGGUCCAGCAGUAGCAGCAGUUCUUACUGUUGAGAUGAUACUAGCUCUGAUAGCUAAUGGUGUGGUACUAUCUAUCACACUCUAUCAAAGGAAGUCCUUGAAACAACCAUCAACAGUGUUCUUCACUUCUCUCAUACUGGCACAUCUUGUAUUGAAUCUACUCUACCUUCCUUUUUAUAUCAUUUCAUUAUCUGCUGGUGAGUGGAUCUUUAAUGGUUCAGAUGAGGAGAAGAGAGGGACUUGCUACUUUGCUCUUUAUAUUUUUUGGUGGAUGGUACUAGUCAUAUCAACAACACUAGCCGCUAUAUCAUUUGAUCGGUUUCUGUUUAUUGUCAAACCACAUCUUCACAACCGGUACAUGAAACCCUGGGUAGCACUGACCCUCACCAUUGCUAUUUGGAUACUGUCUGCUGUAUAUACCACUUUUUAUAUUUUUGGAUUUCAAUUUGACCACCAUCAGUUUGAUUCUCAAUAUUGUUCCCUACCGAGUAGUUCAAGUCGAGGUUUCUUUGGUCUUUUUGCAGCACUCAUUAUACUUGGGAUAAUAUUUGUCUUUUCUAUUUGGACCUUUUGUUUCACUAGAAGGUUCUUCAGAGAUCAGUCAGUGAUAGCAGGAGAGAGUGCAUAUGCCUCAAAAAAGAAGAGACUCUUUGGUAUAUUUGGAAGCAUGUUACUCAUCUAUGGGAUAUGCCUUGUGCCUGCUGUCGUCUACUCUCUACUUUAUCUGUUUAUUGAUGUACCUAUAUGGUUCAUUAUAAUUGGUACUAUUUCCUUCCUUUUCUUUACAAUAGCUAAUCCAGUUAUCCAGUCAUACUUUAGGCCUGAGAUUAUGGGUGUUCUUGUAUCAUGUUGUCCUUUGAACCUUUAUGCAUGCUGCUAAAGCAACAUUAAUGUAAUUUGCUGUAAUUUUUUGUGUCAAUGUUUUUCAUCUUUAAAAAAUAACUUAGGUAGUCACUAGUAGUGAUAUAUUGAUGAUUUGACAUUAUUUGUUAAUUUCAUCAUUAAUGUGUUGACUAAUAAUUCCUAAGAAGAGACAUAAUAUUAUUAUGAAAACAUGUAUGGACAUGUAUAUAUACCUAUAUAGAAUACUAUGAGAUUGCAAUAAUAGUUUAUUUGGUUAUUAUUAUGAUUUUGUUGCUUAGUGCUGAAAAGGAAGCUCCUGUCAUUAAUAUUUACGAUGUAAGUAGAGAAGUAAAUAAUAACACUAAUGGGUCACAGUUCUUCAUUACUAUUGUACCCACUUCAUGGCUAGAUAACAAGCACACUGUUUUUGGGAGGUUUUUCAUGGAUGUUGCCCAGAAGAUCAGUGAAGUCAAAACUGACCCAAGGUCAAACAAUCCUUAUGAUGAGAUAAAAGUUAUAUGAACAUCCCUUUAAAAUAAACAUUUUAUGUACUAUGGUAGCUCUAUGAUUGCUUUGAUACCUUGUGCAAGGUUAAAUUUUGUUAAGUUAAUUUUAAAUCAUUGCAA
This is a messenger RNA of Amphimedon queenslandica, 2387 nucleotides long. RefSeq names its product high-affinity lysophosphatidic acid receptor-like. NCBI's taxonomy places the organism in Eukaryota, Metazoa, Porifera, Demospongiae, Haplosclerida, Niphatidae. Gene Ontology annotation, biological process: G protein-coupled receptor signaling pathway. Gene Ontology annotation, molecular function: G protein-coupled receptor activity. Gene Ontology annotation, cellular component: membrane. The coding region runs from base 884 to 1798 and encodes 304 amino acids. The record is from RefSeq and is a predicted model, not a curated record. The transcript has 2 exons.